AUGUCUACAAAUGGCACGACACCCGCGGAGGGGUCUGGACUAAGAAAACUUAAGAUUUUGAUGUUGCAUGGCUACACUCAAUCCGGGCCGUCCUUCAAUUCCAAGACCAAGGCCCUAACCAAACUCCUCGCUCGCCAAUUCCAUCUGUCUCAUCCCGUUUACCCCGGCGGCAUCCAGCUCCUAUAUCCCACCGCUCCAAUUCCCCUUCUACCAGCCGAUAUCCCCGGAUAUACGCCCUCCUCCGACCCGUCCUUAGCACCAACCGACGCAUACGGAUGGUGGAAACGCGAGACCGGCGGAGCUAGAUAUGCUGGCAUUGAAAAAGGCCUCGAUACAAUCGCAACGACAAUCCGCGAAGCAGGAGGAAUUGAUGGAGUUAUUGGAUUUUCCCAAGGUGCAUGCGCCGCAUAUUUUGUAGCCAGUUUAUUGGAGGCGAAUCGCGAAAGUGCUUUUGCGCUCCAAUGCGUUAAAAACCCAUCCGAAGCAAUCCCCUACCCCUCCUCCUUUACUGUCCUGAAACAACAACUCCACCACCCUCCCCUCAAAUUCUGCAUUUCUUAUUCCGGCUUCUACGCACCUUAUGAUGGAUACGCCGCAUUUUAUACACCCCCUCUAAAAACACGUAUUCUGCAUGUCAUUGGAAGUUUAGAUACGGUCGUGGAAGAACAUAGGAGUAUGGCUUUGGUAGAGGCGAGCGAGGAGGGAAGCAGGGAGGUGUGCUAUCAUCCAGGGGGUCAUUUUGUCCCAAUGGGAAAGGAAUUUGGUAAUGUGGCUGUGGGUUUUAUGGUUAAGUGUUUGGAUGAAAAGAAGCCAGUGGCUGAAGAGAGCGUCGAGGAUAUGGAUCUUCCUUUCUAA
This is a messenger RNA of Botrytis byssoidea, 855 nucleotides long. RefSeq lists its product as uncharacterized. The coding region runs from base 1 to 855 and encodes 284 amino acids. The record is from RefSeq and is a predicted model, not a curated record. Gene Ontology annotation, cellular component: cytoplasm; nucleus. The transcript is spliced from 2 exons. NCBI's taxonomy places the organism in Eukaryota, Fungi, Ascomycota, Leotiomycetes, Helotiales, Sclerotiniaceae.